This is a messenger RNA of Lagopus leucura (white-tailed ptarmigan), 1151 nucleotides long. RefSeq names its product olfactory receptor 14A16-like. The record is from RefSeq and is a predicted model, not a curated record. NCBI's taxonomy places the organism in Eukaryota, Metazoa, Chordata, Aves, Galliformes, Phasianidae. Gene Ontology annotation, biological process: G protein-coupled receptor signaling pathway. Bases 75 to 1151 code for a protein of 358 amino acids. Gene Ontology annotation, molecular function: olfactory receptor activity; G protein-coupled receptor activity. The transcript has 2 exons. Gene Ontology annotation, cellular component: membrane.
AUCCCUCCCUGGUGAAGCUUUCAUUUGCAAACCCAGAUUCUUCAGGUACUGGUCCCUGUGCCCAGACAGAGCAGAUGUCUAACAGCACCUCCACCACUGAGUUCCUCCUCCUGGCAUUCACAGACACGUGUCUGUGCAUGACAUCCAUGCAUCUGCAGGAGCUGCGGCUCCUGCACUUCUGGCUCUCCCUGGGCAUCUACCUGGCUGCCCUCCUGGGCAAUGGUCUCGUCAUCAUGGCUGUAGUCUGUGAUCAUCAUAUGCACACUCCUAUGUACUUCUUCCUCCUUAACCUUGCCUUCUGUGAUCUGGGCUCUAUCUCCACCACUCUUCCCAAAGCCAUGUCCAAUUUCCUUUGGGGCAGUGGGGCCAUCUCAUACACAGGAUGUGCUGCACAAGUAUUUUUUCUCUUUUUCUGUACUACAGCUGAGUGUGCUCUUCUUACUGUCAUGUCCUAUGACCGCUACAUUGCCAUCUGCAAGCCCUUGCACUAUGGGACCCUCCUGGGCAGCAGAGCUUGUGCCACCAUGGCAGCAGCUGCCUGGGGCUCUGGGGUCCUCAAUGCUCUGCUGCACGCUGCCAGUACAUUCUCACUGCCACUCUGCCAAGGGAAUGCUGUGGACCAGUUCUUCUGCGAAGUUCCCCAGAUCCUCAAGCUCUCCUGCUCCAGCUCCUAUCUCAGGGAAGUUGCUCUUCUUGUGGUUAGUCUCUCUUCUGCAUCUGGGUGCUUGGUUUUCAUUGUGCUCUCCUAUGUGCAGAUCUUCAGGGCUGCGGUGAGGAUGCCCUCUGAGCAGGGCUGGCACAAAGCCUUCUCCACGUGCCUCCCUCAUCUGGCUGUGGUCUCCCUGUUUGUCAGCACUGGCACUUUUGCCUACCUGAAGCCACCCUCCAUCUCCUUCCCAUCCCUGGACCUGGCUGUGGCAGUGCUGUACUCAGUGGUUUCCCCAGCAGUGAACCCUCAUCUACAAUCAUCAUCAAUCAUCUACAGCAUGAGGAACCGGGAGCUCAGGGGUGCCCUGAAGAAACAGAUGAGCAGACUUUUCAGAAGUAGACAUCUGUCUUUCUUCUUCUGCAGAUCAUUCAUAGUAAAACUCUUGAUUGUCAGAACCUGUCGUCUGCUCAUGUUGGUUUUCUUCCCCUUUGGUUUUCUGUGA